Molecule: messenger RNA, 6257 nt
Organism: Acipenser ruthenus (sterlet)
Lineage: Eukaryota; Metazoa; Chordata; Actinopteri; Acipenseriformes; Acipenseridae
Product: leucine-rich repeats and immunoglobulin-like domains protein 2
Exons: 14
Coding region: 1596-4046 (816 amino acids)
Molecular function (GO): protein binding
Source: RefSeq, a predicted model, not a curated record
CAACGCACGGCACUUACGACUCUUUUGCAUUAUUACCCUGCUUUGACUUUACAAUAUUGAUACGGCAUUUACGACACGGCGAGACACGAGCCAUGCGUCAUGUGGUUUUUUUUUGUUUGUUUUUGUUUUUUUUAUAAAUGAAUUGCCCUUAACAAUGUCUGAUAAGAGCAAUAGACUCAAAACGAAACCUAAGCUGUGAACUCUGUCACAUGAUGAGGGGCUUAACCGUGUUAACCACGAACCAAAGGACUUUGUUAUUAAAUAGGUCGGCACAGCGGGACUAGAAACCACAUGAUACAAGACGUUUGUUUUGCUUUAGUUUUAGGCAGUGUAUUAUCGGUUUGGACUGUGCUGAUAAAAAUAAAAAGGGAACACUGUAGAUUUGUAUGAAGUAACAGAAAAGACCACACGUUUGCAUUUAAUUUGAACUGUUUUAAUUGGUGUGGCAGUAUUGUACAGCAGUACACUGGGUGGACUCCUUCAGUGCUGCAAAUUUCAAGGAAAGGUUAUCAGGGCAGUGCUCACUUGUUGAUAUAAAACAGAGAACUACAGUCCUUAAUGAUACUUACCUUGUGCAACCCGGACGAGGACACCUGAGUGGCAGGAGGGAACACUGGCUGGGAAAGUACUGUGAUACAAAGUACACUGGUUUACACAUGGUGGGGAGUGUAGAGAAGAUAUGUGACUUACCUGGGAGUGACUCCGUGGAAUACUGCCAGGAGGGCAGAGACUGGGCCAAAAUAAAGGUCUGCAGUAUUAUGUAGUAAAUAACUACAGAUACUGCACUGUUGGGGUAGAGCCACUUCAACUGCAUCAUUUUACCUGUGGAAAGCAAGCUUCUGCAGAGUUUGUAAGGGACAAAAAGAAAAGGUAUAGUUAGUGCUGGGAUGGCCAGGUUUUUUUUUGUUUGUUAUUUUGGAUUCUGAAAGUAUUAUUUGAUCAAAUUAAACUUGCCUUUUCAUUGAAUCUGCUGUCAGCAUUCAUUUUCUGGAAGACACAUUGGCUACCACAUUAAUCGUAGAACACAUUUUGUUCUCUCUCUCUCUCUCUCUAUGGCCAUCUCCCGAAUUAAGUGAUUUAAUUUGUUGCUAAAUCGGGGGAUGGUCACCUGUAUAAAAACCUGCAGCUCUCUGCACUCCGGGUGGUUGGUUUUCAGAGGAGGAACGAGACCGAAAAGAGAGAGAGAAAUUUAUUUAAAAACUAAACUAAACCAAAGAUAGGGUCAGUGAAGGCGAUUGCCCAGCCUGACCGGUUGUAGUGUUCGUGAUCUGUUUUGUUUAAUUAUUUAUUUUUGCUCUGUGAGCACAGUGUUUUUGUUUAGGUAUUUUAUUUUUGUGGUUUAAAUAAACAGUGAUCGCUGCGCCUUUGCCCUGCAGUACCUGGUGUCAGUGUUGUCUUCCUGCUUCUGGCCUGACGUCCCCACACACUCCAUCCUGUCGCAGUGCUAUUCGGGUGUUAUUCUCGGUCGAUCAAACCCUUCAGUGGUGCACUGUGUGUUCAUGUAGUAGUAGGCGUGGCAUGGUAUCCAGUCCACAUGGGAGCUGGAACACAAUAACCUGACGGAAGUGAACAAAGGCUGGCUAUAUGGGUUACGAAUGCUGCAUUUGCUCCAAGUUAGCCACAAUGCUAUUCGCAGGAUCAGCCCUGAUGCUUGGGAGUUCUGCGAGAAACUGUCUGAAUUAAAUGUAUCUUUUAAUCAUUUGACUCGCUUGGAUGCGACUGCUUUUACUGGUCUUGGUUUGCUUGAGAAUUUGAACUUGGGGAACAAUGCUGUGAGCCACAUUGCGGAGGGUGUAUUCAGUGGGCUGCCCAACCUGCACCAUCUAGAUAUAAGAAAUAAUGACAUUUCUUGGGCUAUUGAAGAUUCGGUUGGAGUGUUUGUUGGGCUGGGCAAGUUGAACACACUAAUACUGCAAGGAAACGGGAUUAAAUCCGUGACGGAUAAAGCAUUCUCCGGUCUUGAAGCGCUAGAACAUCUGGACUUGACUAGAAAUGGAAUCAUGUCUAUUCACCCAAAUGCCUUUUCACAGAUGAACCUAAAAGAACUUCUGUUGAACACCAGUAGUUUGCUGUGUGACUGCAAUCUUAAAUGGCUGCCUCAGUGGCUGAUUGAGAACAAAUUCCAGCGUUCUGUGAAUGGCAGCUGCACCCACCCUGCAUGGCGAGCAGGACAGAGCAUUCUCAGUGUCGUCGUGGAGGAUCUGGUCUGCGAUGAUUUCCCUAAGCCCCAGAUCACUGCACAUCCUGAAACUACAGUGGCUCUCAAGGGAAUGAAUAUUACAUUAACUUGCAUUGCAGCAAGCAGCAGUGAUUCACCGAUGUCGGCAGCUUGGAGGAAAGACAGUGAAGUUUUGUAUGAUGCAGUGGUCCAAAACUUUGCCAGAUACAGGGAGCAAGAGGGAGCACUCAUUGAGUACACCACUGUAUUGCAUCUUUUUAAUGUUAAUUUUACCGAUGAAGGUCGGUACCAGUGUGUUGUCACGAAUCACUUUGGAUCCAAUUAUUCGGAAAGAGCAAAACUUACUGUGAAUGAGCUGCCCUCCUUCGUGAAAACGCCGAUGGACCUCACCAUUCGGACUGGGGCUAUGGCUCGCCUGGAGUGUGCAGCAGAGGGGCACCCCCCUCCUCAGAUCGCCUGGCAGAAAGACGGCGGCACAGACUUCCCAGCUGCGCGGGAGCGACGCAUGCAUGUCAUGCCAGAAGAUGAUGUUUUCUUCAUCGCAAAUGCCAAGAUUGAAGACAUGGGCGUCUACAGCUGCACAGCACAGAAUACAGCGGGAAGCACGCAUGCUAAUGCAACACUAACAGUGUUAGAAACUCCCUCUUUUGUCAGACCCUUGGAAGAUCGAGUGGUAGCCAGAGGGGAGACGGCAGUGUUGCAGUGUAUAGCUGGCGGCAGCCCCCCUCCUCGACUGAACUGGACGAAAGACGACGGCCCCUUGGUGGUUACGGAACGCCAUUUCUUUGCUGCAGCCAACCAGCUGCUGAUCAUUGUAGACACUGGUCCGGGGGAUGCUGGGAAAUACACUUGCAUCAUGUCAAAUACGUUGGGUACAGAGCGGGGCCACAUCUUCUUAAACAUUGUUCCUUCUCCAAACUGUGAUCCUGCUCAGGGCAGCAGUGGUUAUGAAGAGGAUGGCUGGACAACUGUGGGAAUCGUCAUCAUCGUGGUUGUGUGCUGCGUAGUGGGCACCUCUCUUGUCUGGGUUAUUGUCAUUUAUCACAUGAGAAGGAAAAGUGAAGAUUAUAGCAUUAGUAACACAGAUGACAUGAAUUUGCCAGGUGACAUUCCCAGUUAUCUGUCCUCUCAAGGAACACUAUCAGAGCCACAGGAAGUCUAUAGUAACUCUGAAGCCGGGAGUCACCAGCAGCUAAUGCCUCCUUCAUCUAAUGGCUAUGUCCACAAAGGAACAGAUGGGAUUUGUUAUGUGGACUCUGGGAGUGAAGUGGAUACGGAUGUCAACCCUUUUCUGGCCUCCAGCUUGCAGAACAGGAUGGGCUGCUUAUUCAGUGGGAGGACUGGCUUCCAGCCAGGGGAGCCACAAGAAGGAUAUGUACAGGCCAGCUCGGGUACUGGGCCGCUGGUCAUUUGUUCCGAUUGCUAUGACAAUGCCAACAUCUAUUCAAGGACCCGGGAGUACUGUCCAUAUGCCUGCCUUAGUGAAGAGGACUCCUUACCUGCCCAUGCGCAGCAAGAGGACACAGCCCUAGAUGGUUUAAUCACAGACAAGGACAUGUCUGUAUUUCUGACCAACCAUGACAGGAUACAUCUAAAAGCUUCUGCUCAGACAUGCAGCAAUGAAAGCCAUUCCCGACCGUUGUGGGUGUUAAAUCAAGACACAGGACUUGUUUCACAUUCCAGCUUCUCCCAGCAGCCUGUGAAUGUACCUGCAAACCCAUGUGCACGUGUUGAUAGAGAAGAUGAGAAGGAGGGUGGCCUCGAGUGCUCAGCACCCUCAAAACCAUUCCAGCGUGCAACACAGGAGCACAUGUGUGAUUCCAACAGGACUCCUCAAAACAUACAGGAACCGAACGCUCCCAAAUAGAGCAGAAGAAGCCUCAUCUGAGGAAGCCACUACCUCUCAAUGACUACACUAAACGCCAAAAAUGCAUAUGUGCAAGUUUACAUUUCAAGAAACAAUCCUAUUUCUUGUGCGAUAAAGCAUUUUAACAUAGAAAAGUCAAUACUUCACACAUUACCUGUGCCCUGUGGUAAGCAUUUUAACAUGGAAAAGUCAAUACUUAAUACAUUACCUGUGCCCUGUGGUAAGCAUUUUUGACCAAUAGUAUUUACUUGUAAGUUUUUGAAGUCAUUAUUGAGCUGUUGCCGCCUUGAUCAGCUUGGUCUCCAGCACCCAUACUGUUCAUUAGAAAAUGUGAGAGAAACAGCUUUUGCUCACCUGUGUUCCAGUGAGUUUUCAUUUUAUGAUGGUGCUGCAGAAUUGCCUUGGUUACCUGGUGUAAAGCAGUGUUUAGUAGUGGGGUUCAGAAAGCACUACUACUCCAAUGCGAGAGCUUCAUCAUGGUCUUUUGUGUUCAUGAAUAAAAGGUUGAAGUCCCACUGAGAACUAUAAUAAAAUGUCACCCAGAACUGGAUAUAUUCGUAAUGCAAGCACACACUUCAGCCCUCUUCAUUUUUCUCUGUCUAAUCUGAGCUGUGCACACCUUUUUUUCUUUAGCAGACUUCUGACUAUAUAAACUUGCAUUCAUAUUUUUUAUAUGUAAACUUUAAGUGUAAAUAUUGUGUGUGUGUGUAUAUAUAUAUAUAUAUAUAUAUAUAUAUAUAUAUAUAUAUAUAUAUAUAUAUAUAAUGUGUGUGUCAAUGUUUCAUGUGCUAAAUUAUAUGAAUUAAGUAUUGCGGUACUUUUGUUAUCGUUUUUAUUUUUCAGAGGACAAGUUUAUAAAUAUAACAUUGUGUACUGGAGAUGAACAAUCAUGACACUGGGUUUUGGCCACAUACAAUUCCCUUCUUUGGAGAAAGGCAGGAACUUAAGCUGUCCAGUUAUGAUUUAUACCGUAACGUUCUAAAUGUUGAUGUCUGCUCUGCUAAGAAACUGGUCAUUCUUGCUGGUUGGGUUCUAAUCCUGUGUCUCCUGUCUUCCUCUACGUGGUUUCAGAAUCUGGUAGAUUCACAGAAUCAAGUUCAGGACUCUUCAAUCAAAUGAAUUUGCACUUCUGAGAAGAAUAAUCUGCUUUAUGUUCAGUAGUACAUUUUUAAUGGCACUACCUUCAAAAAACUAAAUGAAAGUAAACAGAUUUAAGCAUACUUUCUUUAAACGUGUACUUCAAGAUGGUACUCCUCAUGUUUUAUAAAACAUAGCUUGUAAGAAUUGAGGUACCACCUUUAUAUAGUUUUUUUCUAAAUAAGUUUAUUCGUUGGCAAUUAUUUUUUAUUAUUUUCUCCCAAUUUAUAAUAUCCAGUUAUUAUUUAAGCUCGGCUCACCGCUACCACCCCUGCGCUGACUCGGGAGCGUGUGCCGUCUGCUGACCACUUCUUUUCACAUGGCAGACUCAUCAUGCAGCCACCUCAGAGCUACAGCGCCGGAGAACAACGCACCUCCGGUCAGCUUCCAGGCAAACCCGCAGGCGCCCGGCCAGACUACAGGGGUCGCUGGUGUGCAGUGAGCCGAGGACACUCUGGCUGACAUAAACCUUCCCCUCCCCCCCCAACAAAAACUUGUUUUUUGUCUUUUUGUUGUCUUAAAAUAAGUAACUAAAUAACUGUUUUGCCUUAAGUUGUAGCCCGGUGAACAGUAUUCUAAUUUUAUGAUGCUUCCUUUUUAUACAGCAUGUUUCCCAAAACGUAUCGUCAUCAUGUAUGAGCUGUGGGAAUGAAAGCCCAUUGUGCAGUUUGGUAAAAGCUGGCCGUGUAUGGCAAUGGAUUAAGAAUUGCAAUCAUACCUGUCUUCAUGGUUGAUGUCAUACAGUAAUAUGUUGAACAGGUCUGUUGAUGCACACGAUGGUCUAGUUUUGAGUGUGUAUUGCUCCAUUGCAAAAUGUUAUAUAAUAUAAUAUAUAUUAUACUUUUUAUACUGCUAUGUUUGUACUGAUUGCAUAAAUACCAAAGUCUCUGCAUUUACGCUCUGAUGGAAAUACUGAUAAAAUGCUGUCUUGCUGUAUCGUGUAAUGGUUCCCUUUGUAAUAUGUAUUUAAAAUUGUCGGCUAAAUGUACAUUCUGUAAAGCAUGUGUAAAAUAUGUUUGUUUCUUGUAAUAUAUAGUGACCUUGAAACAAUAAACUAAAAUCUCUUUUUCUGAA